Molecule: messenger RNA, 420 nt
Organism: Cavenderia fasciculata
Lineage: Eukaryota; Evosea; Eumycetozoa; Acytosteliales; Cavenderiaceae
Exons: 3
Coding region: 1-420 (139 amino acids)
Source: RefSeq, a predicted model, not a curated record
AUGUCAAAGUAUAGUAAUUUUGUAUUUAAAACUAAUAAUUAUCCAAUUAAAUUUAAAAAUCAUUUUCAUAAUAUCCUUGCUAAUAAUAGUUUUAAUAGUACUAUUACUACACCUACAAAUGAAACCAUCCAACAUGUAGUAAAUAUCAAUGAAGAAUCAAUUCAUUUUGUAAUCAUCAAAACUUUAAAAGAUAAUGGCAAAAGUGAAGUUGGUGAUGAUUAUAAUUGUAUAUAUAUAGUUGAUCAUUCAGUUCCAUUGUCUCUUGGUGAUAUUGAAAACAUGAGAUAUGAUAACUCUACCAAUUCAUUUAAUCUUCCAUUUCUCAACUGUCUCCCUUCCAAUGGAGUACACUCUUUUAGUUUUAAAAGUACAAUAGAUUUAUUAGAGUCCCCUAUUUUAGAAAUUAUCGAAAUAAAUUAA